AUGUCCAACUUGGUGGUGAAGACUAUUUGGCAGUCCAAGGAGAUCAACGAGGCCGGGGACACCCCGCCGUGGGCCUGCGGUCGGCCCCAAGGAAGCAAGGAGCAACUGGGGAGCAAGCCUAGUGGCACCAAAGGCUUCCCCAAGAAGAAGAAGGCCGUCUCUUUCCAUGGUGUUGAACCCCACUUGGCCAGUGAAAACUCCAAGCUCAACUUGAAGCGGUCUUCUGCCUGCACCAAUGUUUCUCUGCUGAACCUGACUGAUGGAGAACGUGAUGACUCCACCACAGAGAAUGAAUCCACGGAUGAUGGCAGUCCUCCUGGGGGAGCAGCCGGCGAAAGAAGCGCACCCCUGCUCCCCAUCAAGUCAGUUUGGUCUGAAUAUGAUGAUGAUGAUGACACAUCCAGCCAGCAGGAAGUGAGCAAUAGUGGCCUGUUGCGAGCCAAGGACUCCAUCACCAGCCUCAAGGAGAGGACGUCCAAGGUCAACCGCCAUGUUCAGAACCUGCAGAGCGAGUGUACAGUGUUAUGUGAAAACCUGGAGAGGCGUAGACAGGAGGCUGAGGACCUGGAGGAGUAUUGUACUCAACUUAAGGAUUGCUGCCGAAAGGUGACAAGAUCAGUAGAGGAUGCUGAAGUCAAGACCAAUGUGCUCAAGAAGACUUCAGUGAUCCUGGAGGAGAAGCUGCGUUUCUUACAGCGGCAAGUUCAAGUAGAGGACCUCAGUCGGCAGGGCCGUGAAUGGGAAGACCUGGAACAGAGGAUGGCAUCUGGAAUCUCCAAACAAUUUCUGGAUCUGGUCGGCAGUGCAACGACAAUAGCUUUGAGACCUUCCAAUUCCGAGGAAGGUGAACUACCACCAUCUACUGCUGCUAUCCUGGCAUCCAUCAACAACCUGCGAGUGGCGCUGGAGAGUGGGCAUUUGCGAGCAGGACCAGGGGAUGAGGGGAGCAUUGAUGGAAAGUCAAAUACGGCUUCUACCUUGGCUUGCAUUCCUCUGCUGGAAGAGAUCAGGAAAUGUGUGCUGGAGCUCUCAGGGCAGUCUCAGAGGGAGGCAUUGAUCCAGAAGGAGGUGCUGCGAUUAUUGGCCCAGCUGGGUGUGCGCCUGGAAGGGCUGAUUCCACAGUGGGAGAGGACACAAGUGGAACAUAGCCAGGCACUCAGGAUUCUGCGAGAGGAACUGGAUGAGGUCUCUGCCACGGUCAAGCGGACCUCAGUGUCCCUCACCCAGCUUCGUGCUGACCUAGAUGGGGUGCGACAAGUAAAACCACUGCUGGAAGAUGUGUCUCGGCAUCUGUCAGUGCUCAAGCCCUUGGAAACACCUGAGAGGCAAACUGUCGGCUGUGCCAGAUGUUCCAGCUAUAGUUUCGUGAACACAGAGUCACUGCGACAGAUGGUUGAACAGGCUGUGGCACCCAUCUUGGAGGAGCUGAAGCAGAGGACUCCACCCCCAGGCACAUGCUCCAGCUGCCAGCUUUUACAGAAGAAGAUAAUGGAUCUGGAACAAUCAGCCCUGGAUAUUCAUGCCCGAGCAGAGGUCCUGAGCUCAAAUGUACGUCUAGCCCAUGAUGAGGCCCUGAGAGCCAACUAUCUGGAGCAGGCAAGAAUUGGAACAGACAGGGAUAAAUCCAAUAGCCUGGAUUACUUGCAGAACAAGCAGGGCUCUCUCCAUUCCCAGCUGGUGCUGGCCUCUCAGGAAGGGGUGCCUCAGUCCCCAGGAGCCUCCCUUGCUGCUAAUGUUGCUCUCACCAAGCGGAGCUCUUGCCCUGCUGAAAUGGAUCGACAACCCCAAUAAUAGAGAGAAACAGCCACAACUUGAUGCUGCUCAACCUUUUGCAAACCAGAAGAUAACUCCAGGAAUGAACCUACCAGUUGAGAUUUAUUAAGCCUGGAAAUUGCUCGUUCCUUUGCAUGAAUAAAGAGUUAAC
Molecule: messenger RNA, 1924 nt
Organism: Anolis sagrei ordinatus
Lineage: Eukaryota; Metazoa; Chordata; Lepidosauria; Squamata; Anolidae
Gene: TSKS
Product: testis specific serine kinase substrate
Cellular component (GO): centriole
Molecular function (GO): protein kinase binding
Source: RefSeq, a predicted model, not a curated record